AUGCGGUCCCUUCUCCUCGCCCUCUUUGUCGUGCAGCUGCACGCUGUGCUCCUUCCCGGACCUCCCGGGCCGUACUCGGUAUCCAAUCAAGUUCAUAGUUUGACCGAUACCUCCCGCCAGGACCCGUACGCACCUUCGAAUAACACUCACAACCGACGAAUCAUGGUGUCAACUUUUGUUCCAGUGUCAAAGUGCCAGGAUUGCCAAUCUACGCAGCUUCCCUACAUGCCCCCCAAGUCAACGGCAGCUUGGGGACAAUAUGCGGCUCAGAUGGGCUUGCCAACCAAUAUCGUGGAGGAUUUUCAGGUCGAAUACUGCCAAACUUCCAAACCAGCACCUAAGAAAUAUCCAGUAGCAAUCUUCUCCCCGGGGUUGACCUCUUCGAGACUCGUAUACACAGUUCAAGCCAGGGCGCUCGCCAGUUUGGGAUAUGUUGUCAUCACCGUGGAUCACCCCUAUGAUGGCUUCUUUGUUGAGUUUCCCGACGGAACAUCCGUACAAGGUGUUGUUCCAUUCAGCCCAACCGACGCAGAGGCUGAUGCCGCUACCGAGGUACGAGCUGCGGACGUGUCUUUUCUCGUCAAUGUGCUGCAAGGCUCAGCCCCCGGGGCCUCAUUGCCGGCUGAACUCAUCGAGAGCAGCGACCUGAACAAAAUAUUUGCCUACGGCCACUCAAUGGGAGGAGCAACCGCCGCGGAAGCAGCAUUGCUUGAUAAUCGCGUUUUGGGCGGGCUCGAUCUCGACGGGCGUCCAUGGGCCAAAAGCGCUAAGACCGGCUCUGACAGGCCCUUUGUUAUAGUAGGGAGCGAAGCAAACGAUGCAUUGUGGGCGCCCUACUACCAAAGGUUCACGGGUCCGAAAAUGCAGGUUAGUAUCAAGGGGUCGACGCAUCUAUCAUUCUUCGACCUGCCCUACCUGUUCGGUGUGCGCCCGCUACCUGCAGAAUAUGACGAGGUGCUGGAACAGCUGGGUGGAACGAUCAAGGGUGCCCGGUUGCAGGAGAUUGCUCUGGCCUUUAUCCAGGGAUUUGCAGAGCUGGUGUUGAAUGGCAAAACGGAGCCGCUUCGAGGCCUCAACACGACGUUCCCUGAGGUUCUAGUUGGUGAAGAGGACCUAUCUGGCUAG
Molecule: messenger RNA, 1125 nt
Organism: Clonostachys solani
Lineage: Eukaryota; Fungi; Ascomycota; Sordariomycetes; Hypocreales; Bionectriaceae
Source: the annotation of a GenBank genome assembly